GCGGCGUUCCCUCCCUCCCGCACCGAGCCCCGGGACACCGGGACACCGGGACACCCCGGCACCGCCACCCCGGGACACCCCGACAGCUGCAUCCCCGCGGCCGGUACCCACCCCCGGCAUCCCCGGACCCGCGGAGCCCCGGAGCGCGGCUGCCGGGCACCAUGGCCCCGUGCCUCCGCUGACGCCGUCCCCACCGCCUCAGGGUGCUCCCACCCGUGUCCCCCCCACCGCCGCCAUGGGUGACUCCUACACGGCCGCCUUCCCCAGCGCCCCGGGGCUGCUCUCGCCCUCCGCCAGCCCCCAGGCAUCGCCCGGCCCCUACGGCCCCGACUACGGCCCCUUCGGCCACCCCUUCCCGGCACCCACGGGUGCCCAGGAGGUGCUGGGUGCCCCCGUGGUGGUGACGGCCAAGGGGCACCCGCCGGGCGACUGCUUGCCGGGCGUCUACCCCUCGCUGGAGAUGCCGCAUCCCUACGGCUCCUGGUACAAGGGCGGCAUCGGCGGGGGGCUGCCGGGGGGCUCGGGGCCGGCGGCACCCUCCUGGUGGGACGUGCACCCCAACGGGGGCUGGCUGGGGGGGCCGGCGGGCGCCGAGGGGCUGCAGGGCUCUCUGCAGGGCCAGCCCACCCUCAGCCCCCCGCUUCCCGCUUACGGCUCCGAUUUCGGGGCUCUCAACCCCCCACCCUACACCAAUAACCCCUCCGCACCUCCCGCCCCUAAAACCAACCCGGGCGAAACCCCUAAGGGACCCCGCGGCGGUUCGUUAGGUGGUCGGCCGGCCUGCGAUUGUCCUAAUUGUCAAGAAUUGGAAAGAUUGGGGGGUCCGGGUGGAUCCAGACGAAAACCGGUUCACAGUUGCCACAUUCCGGGUUGCGGGAAGGUGUACGGCAAAGCGUCCCACCUGAAAGCCCACCUGCGCUGGCACACGGGCGAGCGGCCCUUCGUCUGCAACUGGCUUUUCUGCGGCAAACGUUUCACCCGCUCCGACGAGCUGGAACGCCACGUCCGUACCCACACGAGGGAAAAAAAAUUUACCUGUCUCCUUUGCAGCAAGCGUUUCACCCGUAGCGAUCAUCUCAGCAAACAUCAGAAGACCCACGCCGAAAGCGGCACCCCCAAACCCAACCCCGCCGGUAACGGGGAGCAGCCCCCCGCUUCUCCUCGGCAGCCUCCGGCUUCUCCCGGUAAAGACGCCGGUAGCCCCGAGGCCAGCAGUUUGUUGGAGAUUUGAGCCUUCGUCCUCCAUCCUCAUCUUCCUCUGCGCCGCUGGGGAUAUUUAUUAUGGGGUGCUGCCCCCCCCCCCCCCCAAAGCCCUGCAUUUCCCCCACCACACCCCCCCCCCGGGGCUGGCGGCAGCUCCUCGUUAGCAAUUAUAAUUUAUGUCUUAAAUUAUGGGGGGGCUCUCUGAGCACUCUGGGGCUUGCCGGGGGGGGGGGGUGUCUAGGUGAGAUCCCCCCCUUUUUUCUCCCCCCUCCCCCCAUCUUCUCACCCCCAAAUCCUCGCCGGCCGCCUCGCGCCCCCGCACAGAGCUCAGGGACAGGGUUCACCCCUUCUCCUCCGCCCCCGGCCUCGUUAGCACGCCCAGUUCGUUAGGCACUAAUGUACCCCCCCUCCUUUUUGUAGC
Grus americana (Whooping crane) is the source of this 1624-nucleotide messenger RNA. RefSeq names its product Sp7 transcription factor (gene SP7). The record is from RefSeq and is a predicted model, not a curated record. NCBI's taxonomy places the organism in Eukaryota, Metazoa, Chordata, Aves, Gruiformes, Gruidae. Gene Ontology annotation, molecular function: DNA-binding transcription factor activity, RNA polymerase II-specific; RNA polymerase II cis-regulatory region sequence-specific DNA binding. Gene Ontology annotation, biological process: regulation of transcription by RNA polymerase II. The transcript is spliced from 2 exons. The coding region runs from base 236 to 1231 and encodes 331 amino acids.